Octopus bimaculoides (California two-spot octopus) is the source of this 2559-nucleotide messenger RNA. Its product is annotated as adenylyl cyclase-associated protein 1. Gene Ontology annotation, biological process: actin filament organization; cytoskeleton organization; cell morphogenesis. Lineage: Eukaryota; Metazoa; Mollusca; Cephalopoda; Octopoda; Octopodidae. Gene Ontology annotation, molecular function: adenylate cyclase binding; actin binding. Gene Ontology annotation, cellular component: cytoplasm. The record is from RefSeq and is a predicted model, not a curated record.
AUUUCCUUUCCACAAUGACAUGGGAUUGGUCUGUCUAGAACAACUCUUUGAGGGUUUGUUGACUCAGUUGGGUGAAGUACAGCAUAUAAUGUUCUCUUGUUUCUCUUUUGGUAAAAUUUUCAGGAAAUCUAAAUCAAAGAAGAUUUUGCAAGUAACACCAGACAGCAAGAACUGUGAAAAUCCAAUUUUCAAGUCAGGAAACGGAGUUGAGCCACCGAUUGUUGAGAAAGUAGAACUUGACCUUCAGACAAAACCAGCCAGCGUAGAAACAACAACAGCAACAACAGACAUCAAAAAAGAGACUGCAGCUGAUCCAGUUGCAUCUUCUAAAGAAAAUACUUUUACCUCCGAAGCAAAGACGAAAGAAUUUAAAAAGGACAUUGUUAAAAAGCCCAGCAGUGAGCAACCAGUUUCCUCUCUACCGUUUGCGAGUGAACUUAUUAAAGCAUCACAAAAAAGAGAAAAACGUGUUGCCAGUGAGCUAUCGAAAGCUCUUACCAUUGCUGCAGAAGAAAGAGCUCGACUCAAUUCUGGCGAAAUGUCAGCUGAGCAAAUGAUAAAAUCAAUUGAGCGUCUUGAGACAGCGGUGGUGAGCCUGGAACGGGUAUCCACACGGCUUGAGAAUAUUGCCAACACUUCCGGAAAGUUAGUUAAUACAGGCAACUCUGAAGAAGUACUUUCACCGUUUGUAGUGGCUUACGAUGACAUUAUCAAGGGACCCGUGGCAACAUUUAUUGCCCUCUCUUCCAAGAUUAAUGGCAAUGUGAAGAUCCAGGCCGCUAUGGUGCAGGAAGCUUUCAAUGCUCAGCGAAGUUUCCUUGUUCAAGUAUCUCGCAGCAAAAAGCCAGCAAAUGAGCAAAUGAACCACCUUUUGAAUCCAACAAGCUCUAAACUGCAAGCUAUUCAGGAAUUGCGUGAGAAAAACCGUAGAGAUCCAUACUUUAACCAUUUAUCAGCCAUCAGUGAAUCAAUCCCAGCGCUUGGAUGGGUAACUUUGAAUACUCCGGUAUCUUACAUCAAGGAAAUGUCUGAUUCAGCACUGUUCUACACCAACCGUGUUCUCAAAGAAUUCAAAGAGAAAGAUGCAACUCAUGUUGAGUGGACCAAAGCUUGGAUUAAUGCCUUGAAAGAGCUUCAAUCCUAUGUCAAAGAAUACCACACUACAGGACUCUCUUGGAAUCCACAGGUCAGUAUUUUCUUCUUGGUGUCCAGCAAGCGCUUCUACAAGAUCUCACCAAUUAAAAUGGAAGAAUUAGUAGAAACCGAAGCGCUUUACAUAAAAGAAUCUGCUGUUUUUCGUCUCCUCAAUGUCAUGUCAACCUUUCUCUGCUCCCCAGCAUGCUCUCUCUCUCUCUCUCUCUCUCUCUCUCUCUCAUAUAAUUUUAACUUUGCUUCUCUUUUAGGUCUAAAGAAAGUUUCUGAUGACCAGAAGACCCACAAAAACCCAACCUUACGAAAGGAUGGAGCAUGCCCUGUGAAAUCACCUGCCAACGCCAGCUCUAAGAAAACUCCUUCCUAUGGUGGCAAUGCUCCAGUGACAAAUGUUCCUCUCAUAGAACUGCAGGACAAGAAAUGGAUCAUCGAAUAUCAAAACAACAACCAAAACAUCCAGUUGACAGACACUAGCAUGAAGCAAACUGUUUACAUCUACAAGUGUCGGAAUUCAGUUGUCAAAGUAACUGGCAAAGUUAAUUCUAUUGUUGUAGAUAACAGCACAAAAUGUGGAAUUGUCUUUGAUGAUGUCAUUUCUUCCAUUGAAUUUAUCAACUGUUCCAGUGUUCAAUCACAGGUGACUGGCAAAGUUCCAACAGUGAGUAUUGAGAAAACAGAUGGAUGUAUGGUCUACCUUAGCCCCGAGUCUUUGGACACAGAGAUCAUCACUGCUAAAUCUUCAGAGGUUAAUGUUCUUGUCCCAAAAGGCGAUGGAGACUACACGGAGUGUUUUAUUCCAGAGCAAUUCAAAUCAACUUGGAAUGGUACAAGCAUGUCAACACAAUUUUGUGAAUCAUAGAUGGAACAAGAAGGGCCUUUGCUCUACCAAUUUACUUCUCAACACUACAUCUUCCUACACCCCAGCCUGUGGAUUUAUGAUGGGGGAGGGGGUGACAUUCUAAAACUUUUUUUAUACUUCUUUUUUGUCCUUCUUUGCCUGUCAAUGCUACUGUCAUCACAGAAUGUCUUUGGCCUAAUUAUGCAACAAUGUACUUAAAAAUAAGAUUUUUUUUUUUCCAAAUUUUGUUUUUUUUAUUUCAUUUAUAUUACUAUUGUACCAUUUUGUAUUCUUCAGAAUCAGAGCAAUUCUUUAUUUCAAACACUAUUUGAAUAAUACAAUUAUUAAUGAUAAUCAUUAUAAUAAAUAAAUUCUUUUAAAUGUAUGAGGGAGAGAGAGAAAGAAAUGUAGAGAGUGCUGAGACUCUGUUGUUGAAGAAUUAUGAUUUAUGAAACUUUCUAUACCCUCUCAUCAAAUUCCAAUUUGAAAAAGAAAUAUAUAUAUAUAUAUAUAUAUAUAUAUAUAUAAAUCAAUCAAUCAAUAAAUAAUUAAAUUAAAUGUUAUUUUAA